UGCCUGUGAUUGUGUCAAUGACACGUAUUUCCCUGGAAGUGUAUUCCCAGAAGUAUAUGUGUAUGUAAGCUGGUGACUGUGUGUUUAAGUACGUAUUUGCCUGGAGGUGUAUUCCCAGAAGUACAUGUAUAGUGCCAUUUCGUGACGUGGAUGAGCCGAGUUCCCUCGAAGACGACGAGGACGAUUGGUGCCAUCCUGACGUGGAUUCCGGUUGAUGCCCAUGCACGGGUGACUGCGGAUCGUGACGACUCGAGCUGGCAUGAUCACGUUUUCUCACAAUGCCUUGUUUACCGAAUGCCCGGGUACGAGUAUAUAUUGCGGUCGGUUGUGGGAAGCGGCAUUCAUUCGAAUUCUACAAAGCCUGCGGGUCAGGACUUAAGGAAAGCACUUCUUAAGAAUAUAGCUGGUUCGAAGUAUACAUUGACAUCAGAAUAAACGAUGCAUAUUUCAAUGAAGAUUGUCGUCGCAGUGUUGGUUUGUGCAGUUAUCCUAAGCGAAGCCCGACCACAGGGUGGGUCAGGAAAUCAGCAACGGCCUUCGAAAGGGUCCGGAAAGCAGAAGCCCACACCAAUGCAAAGAGCCAAGCCAACGCAGACACCCAAGCCAGCAAAUGGUGGCGGUGACUUAAAGCCGCCGAGGAGACCGGAAGCUGUAAAAGGCGCGGGAAAAUUCUGCGGCGCACUCGUGAACGGAAAUAUCACCAACAACAACACGACAUUCGACGGUGUGUUCACCAGCGUCAGCGGCGUCUGCACGGAUCUCCUGGCCUGGCUAGAAGCCAACAAGCCGACAGACGCCCCGCCUGCUGAGGGAACUGGUAAACGUGGCCCAGCUGGAGGUAAGAAAUCCCGCGGUGGAAAGGACAGUUCCGAGAGUGAUGAUGCCGACCGCCAUGGCAAUAAGACUGCCGUCGAUAUCCUACUGCAUGUGUGUGAAGGCGUCGAGAAGAUUCCCGUUGACGACCCGACCAUCCCCGCAGACUUGAAGAACAUCAUCACCCGAUUUGACACCGAGUGUGAUGAGGCAAGAAAACUUGCCGGCGGCUCGGCUCCCACUGACGCCCCAGUCCCAACAGCUGCCCCAAAUUAGGAACCACUUUAUACCAUACAAUAACUUUGCCGAAAAAAAAUUACAACGCAGUUAAUUUUGCCGUUUGUGAUUUAUGUAGCCUAAACAGAUUAUUGUCAACACAAAUGUUAUUGAAGUAAAGCCCUUAAGGCAAAUGUGCAUUAAAGUACACGCACACACAAUGCAUUUGACAACGAACUUAUCACGUUAUGGUAGGUUCUAGAGCCUUUUGAAUUUGAAUACUGCUUAGUUGAUAGAUAUACGUUGCAUUUUGAUAGGGAUAUACUGCGUAGGACGUUAUGUUAAAUAUGUUUAAGUCAGUAAAAUACUCGACGCUGGUCGUCUUUCUCGUUGAUACUAUUGUAAGACGAGGCAUUUGAUAAAAAAUGACCAUGAACUCGCAUAAAGCAUCUUGCUUUUGUUUAUUUUAAACUAACAGAAUGUCCAUUUGUUCAUAUUGUUUUAUCAGUGGUAUUGUGUCACUUGAAUUUACACCUAUGGUAUAUCUUGUCUUGUGGCCAUGAUUUUUUUAAAUAAAUAAUACAAUAAAAAAACACCUA
This is a messenger RNA of Dreissena polymorpha, 1628 nucleotides long. RefSeq lists its product as uncharacterized. The record is from RefSeq and is a predicted model, not a curated record. The coding region runs from base 439 to 1089 and encodes 216 amino acids. The transcript has 6 exons. NCBI's taxonomy places the organism in Eukaryota, Metazoa, Mollusca, Bivalvia, Myida, Dreissenidae.